Lasiodiplodia theobromae is the source of this 2577-nucleotide messenger RNA. Its product is annotated as Golgi complex component. The record is from RefSeq and is a predicted model, not a curated record. Gene Ontology annotation, biological process: cytoplasm to vacuole targeting by the Cvt pathway; Golgi organization; autophagy. The transcript is spliced from 4 exons. Gene Ontology annotation, cellular component: COG complex; cis-Golgi network; membrane. Lineage: Eukaryota; Fungi; Ascomycota; Dothideomycetes; Botryosphaeriales; Botryosphaeriaceae. The coding region runs from base 1 to 2577 and encodes 858 amino acids.
AUGUACGAGGAUGCCUGGAUCAGCGGCAUUGUCCCGGAGCACCACCGCGAGCCCGAGAAGCCCAGGCCCACCGGCCACCGCCGCCGCGUUUCGCUCCUCAAGCAGCCCAAUGAGAGCAACCAGGCUGACGUCGAUCCCGUAGAAGCCAUUCCGGACAUAGUCGAGGAGCCUGAGGAGGAUAAUGGGCCCCCGCAUGCCACCGUCGCCCGCCGCGCCAAAUCGUUCAGCGACUUCUACGACGUCGCAAGGGCCCAUAUAAAGAAGGAGCGCGACCUCGAGAAGCAGAAGCUCAAGAAGCGCUCGAGAGAUCAGCUGAAGACCGAGCUGGAUUUCGGCGACUGGUACAAUGGCAUCAGCGACGAGCUGCUGGACGCAAGCCACGAAGAGUAUCAGUUGUACCGCGACCAGCUCCACUUGUCCCACCGACACCUCGAUUCCCUGCUGGAGAGCACAUCGUCCGCGCUUGACCUCCUGUCCGCUCUCUCCGACUCCUUCAAGGCUGUGGCUGCGCAGACGACGACCUUCCAAAGCCAAUGCGAAGGGUUAAUAGCAGACCAGAAGCGCGUUACGAAGCUUGCCGACGGCAUCGCUGAGAACCUUCAAUACUACACAUACCUCGAGCCUACUACAAGGAGACUUAACGCUCCUGGAGCAACCAACUUCGUUCGCGCAGAGGGCUUCACCGAAAUGCUGCUCAAUUUGGACAGCUGCAUAGACUACAUGAUGGCGCAUCCCACCCACAGCGAGUCUGCCACAUACCGCUCUCGCUACCGUCUCCUGCUCACGCGCGCGCUGUCUCUCAUCCGAGUCCACUUCACCAAUACCCUUCGCGAGAUUGCAGCCGACGUCUCAAAGAGGAUAGCAGACCGCCAAUUGAACGAUACCACAAUGUCCGCAUUGCUGUAUGCCAAAUUCCGCGUCGGUGCCGCAGAGUUGAAGGAGUUGGGCCUGGAGAUCCAGAAGAGAGCUGUAUUACCAGCCGAUGCAGACCCUGAUUCGGAACCAGAGUAUCAGAGCUUGAUGAACGAGCUCUACCAAAGCUACUCGGCAACUCGUGGGAGGUUGAUACUCCCCUUGGUCGCGAAGAAGAUGGCGGAAAUAUCUUUGGCACCUAGCUCUUCGAAGGACUUGGUCACAUUCGCAAGGAGCAGUAUUAGCUACAUUCGCGGUAUUUGCUUCGAUGAGUACGAACUGUGGGGAGAAUGGUUCGUGGGUGAGGGUGGCGUGUACGAUUUUCUGGAGAGUAUCAUGGAACCUUUCUACGACUAUUUACGACCACGCACCAUCCAUGAAACACAAUUGGUAAAACUCUGCGAGCUUUGCACCCUGAUCCAGACCCGGUACAUGGAAGAGGAGGAGGAAGAGUACGAGCUAGUCGAGUCGGUACGGCUCAACUUCCCCAAUCUGAUCCUCCCCGCAUUAGAAGAUGCCCAGACGAGAUUGGUCUUCCUUACUCUGACCAUCUUACGAGACGAGAUCGAGUACUAUAAGCCCAAGCCGGAGGACCUGGAUUACGCAUCACGCCACCGGAGGCCUUCUGAAAGUGAGAAGACAGGCCCUGUGCUAUCAGGAAAGAAGACUACGAACGGGCCGAUGAUGAUCCCAGCAGGAUUGGAGGACGAAGAAGGUGACUCGCGCUGGGCCUUCAACGCAGAAGCCGCAUUCAAGGACUGGUACCCUACGCUCCGCAAAGCCAUCUGGCUGCUCAGCAAAAUCUACCGCCUCGUAAACUCCACCGUCUUCGACGACCUCGCCCACCAAAUCGUCCACCAAACCACCCUCUCCCUCUACACGGCGGCCUCGCAGAUCUCGGCGCGGCACUCGCCGACGGACUCGCAGCUCUUCCUGAUCAAGCACCUGCUCCUGCUCAAGCAGCAGAUCGUGGCCUUCGACAUCGAGUUCGUGUCGCAGGACGUCUCGCUCGACUUCUCGUCGGUCACGUCGACGUUUUACGAGCUGCGCGAGCGCGGCGGCCUCUUCAACCCGGCCAACCUCGUGCGCGGCCUCGUCGGCGGCUCGCUGCUGCCGCGCGUCGUCGAGAACAUGCUCGACGCCAAGGCCGAGCUCGACGGCCGCCUGCGCACCAUCAUCAACGACUUCACUUCCGCCUUUGCCGGCCGCGUCACUGCGGCGGUAGCCCCUGAGAAGACGGGUCCGAAGAAGAAGGGCUUCGUGCCGGAGCAGGCGGUUGCGACGGUUAGGGAGUCUGUCGAGCGCGAGGUCGACUUCUUGCGCGGCAAGCUGGAAGAUUACAUCGAUGACUUGCGCACACGCGAGACGCUCGUUGUCGCGGUUGUUGAGCAGGUCGUUGCGAACUACGAGGCCUUCUGGGACCGCUUGGCGGAUGAGGGCAGGCGGCCUUCUGCUGGCGGUGCUGGGGCCGCCAAGGGCAAGGCCAGGGCGGAUGAGGUGUGGGAGCCCGGUGUAUUCGCCGAGUGGUGUGCUGGCGUGUUCAAGGUCGGCCAGUUCGGGCUGGGCGCGCAGUUGGAGGGCGCGGCGCAGGCGCAGGCGCUGGAGGACGAGGAGGCGGGCGGUGGCGACGAUGAUGAGGAAGGAGGGAGCGUUAGUAGCACAUAG